Molecule: messenger RNA, 381 nt
Organism: Pezoporus occidentalis (night parrot)
Lineage: Eukaryota; Metazoa; Chordata; Aves; Psittaciformes; Psittacidae
Product: adenylate cyclase type 10-like
Exons: 3
Biological process (GO): cyclic nucleotide biosynthetic process; intracellular signal transduction
Cellular component (GO): cytoplasm
Molecular function (GO): adenylate cyclase activity
Source: RefSeq, a predicted model, not a curated record
AUUCCUUUGUGUGUUCGGACUCCCUGGAGUAAAGCUGGCCCAUGAGAGCAUUCAUGCCUUGCAGAGUGCUUUUCAGAUCUUCAACUCGUGCUCCAAGAUCAUUGCAAAAACAGGGACAGCGUCUGUGUCUGUUACCAGUGGGAUGGCGUUCUGUGGCCUCAUUGGCCACCCUCUGAGGCACGAGUACACAGUCAUUGGCCAGAAGGUGAACUUGGCAGCCCGGAUGAUGAUGAGCUACUCUGGGCUGGUGACCUGUGAUAGCACAACCUGUGCCAGCUCUGGGCUGCCCUCUUGCUACUUCAAGGAGCUGCCGGAGAGAAAGAUGAAAGGCUUCAAACAUCCUGUCACUGUCUAUCAAUAUGUGGGGAUCACCACCAACAG